Messenger RNA from Micromonas commoda, 852 nucleotides. RefSeq lists its product with no specific name. NCBI's taxonomy places the organism in Eukaryota, Viridiplantae, Chlorophyta, Mamiellophyceae, Mamiellales, Mamiellaceae. The annotation marks the transcript as partial. The transcript has a single exon. Gene Ontology annotation, molecular function: mRNA binding; metal ion binding. Gene Ontology annotation, biological process: cytoplasmic translation. The record is from RefSeq and is a predicted model, not a curated record. Gene Ontology annotation, cellular component: cytosol.
AUGCCCCCCAAACUUUCGCUCGCGGAUCAAAAGAAGAAGCUCAAGGAGAAGGCGCAGCGUGCCAAGGAUCAAGAGAAGAGGGAGAAAGACAAGGAACGCGCCGAGCGUAAGGCCCAGGAACAGAAGGACAGGAUCUUUGGCCUCAAGAACAAGCAUACCUCAAAGCACGCCCAGCAGUUUGUGCAGGAUGUUGAGCGAAACAUGAAGCAACUGCCCGGGGAGCAGCAGAAGGCGGAGGCAAAGAAACGCGAGAACGACAAACGCAAAGCCGCCGAGGAGCAGGCACAACGCGAGCUCGACGAGAUGAUGGGCCUUGCCAUCAAACAGCCCAAGGUUCCCGAGGGGGUUGACCCCAAGACCAUCCCGUGCGAAUUCUUCAAGAAAGGCAGAUGUGCCAAGGGCUGGAAGUGCAAGUUCUCCCACGAGAAGAACACGCGCAAGGGAACUGAGAAGAUCGACCUUUUCGUUGACCACAGAGACGAUGCUGAGAAGGAGAAGGAUUCGGACAAGAUGGACGACUGGGAUCAGGAUAAGUUGGAGAGCGUGGUGAAGGAGAAGCACUCGGGGGAGAAUCAAAACAACAAGACUGAUAUUGUGUGUAAGCACUUCCUGGAGGCCGUUGAGAAACGCUUAUACGGAUGGUUCUGGGUGUGCCCCAACGGCGGAAAUGAGUGUAAAUAUCGCCACGCCCUACCCCCGGGGUAUGUCCUCAAAUCCCAGCUCAAGGCGAUGAUGGAGGAGGAGAAGGCCAGCCAAAGGACAGAUGAGGAGAUUCUGGAGGAGGAACGCGCCAAGAUUGGGGAGGGCGUUCCCGUCACCCAGGAUACCUUCGCUGAGUGGAAGCGCGCGCGG